GUGUGUGUGUGUGUGUGUGUGUGUGUGUGUGUGUGUGUGUCAGAGUGGGCGGAGCCUGUGUGCGGUGGGCGGGGUCUCUGAUUGGACGAUAGAAGUUGAACUUUGUCACAUCAGUUAGCCUCUGCUGCUGCUGACAGAAAACUGAUCUCAGAGACUCUCAGCAAGCGACCGUCAGGAUGUUGUAACUCCUCAGAGUUUCCAAACAUCAAGCUCCGUUCAACGUCUUCCACCAUCAGAACCUCCACCCCCUGCCGGCCCCGCAGUGCCCCCUGCAGCCAUGGACAGCACCCCGAGAAGGUGGGUGCUGAAGCCUCUUUCCCCCCUGCUGCAUCCCUCAGACCUGCGCACCAUCGCUGGCCCCACCCAGAGCGACACCCCCGACCUGGACGAUCUGGUAUUCACCUCCGACAGCAUCUCCGUUGGUCGUAGUCAUUCCUCGGUCAUCGUCUCCUCACAGCAGGGUGACGGGUCUAGGGACGUGGUUGUUCAGGCCCGGCAGGUUGCAGUGUCGCAGGAUGGAGGGAGCACCAGUGACGAGUGGCAUCCAGACAGCCCCAGCAACCCCAGCAGUCCCACCAGCAGCUCGGGCUCUCACUGUGGUUUCUACUCCUUCGUGGACGACCCAACGAGUCCUGAAGCAGAACUGAACGAAGCCUGGAUGGUCUCACCGCAGCGACAGACUCAGCUGGCAACCCUGAAGGAGGAGAAAGGAUUCAAACUACAGACCUACACCAGCAGCAGGAAGCCAGAGAGUCUGUUCUCAGACAGCAAUGGAGACUCGCAGUACAAAGUGGAUAUGAACAACAGCACUGAAGUCGUCCAGGAAGAAGAAGAGAAGCAGCUUCGGAAGGAGAUCAUUCACAGCCAAGCACCGAAGAAAAACCCAGCAUUCAAAGAUCAGAUGAGUGCGCUGGAGAAUCUGGAUCUGAGCAGAUCUACAAACAAACUGCUAGAAGGUUUCAGUGUGAGCUACAGUCCCGUCAGCUCCAGACCAGAACCUCUCCACCCUGCUGAGCCUGGGACCAUCGACAAGGAGCAGAUCAACUUCAGCGCUGCCCGACAACAGUUCCUGAAGAUGGAGCAGGACCAGUUUACUGCACUCCUCAACCCUCUGAGGUCCUCAAAAACACAUCUGAACACGUCUCUGCAGCCAGAUCCUGAUGAGUCCUUGUCAAAGCCAGUGGAGACAUACCACAGCGUGGAGGUGAGCGAAGAUACAACACUGUUCAAACCAUCAGAAGAUGAGACCUCACCAGAGAGGAAGGUGACUGUGUGCCGGACUGAGGAGAGUCUCAGCCGGCAGAGCAGUGUGUUUGAGGACCUGGACUCCGGCCUGGAGGAUCUGUUGGUGGAGGUGGGCGGCGGCUACACCAACGACGAAGGCGUGUUCAAUGACAACACUCAGCCUGAGAACAAGAGCAGCAAGUCCACAAGCGACUAUGAAACCCCAAUUGAAAGGGAGAUCCGGUUAGUUUGGGAACGUGAGGAGAACCUACGACGCUCUCGAGGGCUGCAGAACAAGGACAGCAGAGCAGAAAUGGUCGAGAUCAAAACCAAACGUUUACAGUCACCUCUAACGCCUGUCAAAGCCAAAGAGAAGAACCGAGUGAGCUUCAUCAUUCAGCGUGAAAUCCAGAAGGAGAACCAGCGUAAGGAGGAGCCUCAGCAGCAGGGAGGGAUCCUGGGACGAUACCCAGAGCUUCCAAAGGAGCUGGAGGACAUAAAGAGGAAGUUUGACAAAGAAGACAAGGACAAGAGAACAGAAGAAAGACCUCAGUCUGAGUCUGGAGACGCCAAAGUCUUUCUGUUGCCCUGCUGUCCUCAUCGACACCCCAAAGAAACCGAGUUGUACAUCAGCCAAAUGAGUUCAGCUCCUUCUUCAUUCUCUGUGAGGGACUCGGAGGUCCAGGACACAAGAGGUUUCCACCAAGAUCAAAUGACUUCCCACUCCUCCUCCUCUCCCUCCUCUCCACCACCUCAGCGUGACACUACCUUGACCACGCCUCGGUCCUGGAGGGAAAACCUGGAGUCCACCGGCCUGCAGUCCAGAGGACAAGGAGCUCCAGAUUUCAUCGAGAAGGAGAUUGAGGAGGCCUUGAGACGGGAGCAGGAGCUGAGAGAGCUGAGGGAGCUGAGGGAGUCCAGGGAGGAAACUGAUCGACAGCUCUUCUCUCCAGCUCCUCUGGUGGAACAGGCAACCAGGAUGGCCGUCAGUCAGUUCUACCCACCUGUAACCACAGAUAAACCCGUCAGUGUGCCCUCUCCGUCUCCCCGUCCCGCCACCCGUCUGCCCUCCAUCUCCUUCACCACCGCUCAGCCCUGGACCUCCUCAUCUCUUCCCCCCUCCUCCUCCUCUCAUCGCAUCUUCUCCUCCUCCCUCCCCUUCGGUUCCUCCUCGUCCACCGCGGUGGUGCGGCCGGCCCCCCCUCCUCUCAGAGGUCUGACAGAGACUCUGCUGCAGAACUUUGAGGAGAGACGAGUCCAGCUGAAGCUGGAGGAGAGUUCAUACGCAGGAAUCCAACCGGUGGACGACGUGAAUAACGAGGUCGUUGAGUCGACUCGAGUUAUUCGACAUAAAAACCAGCGUGCUCUCCGCUGGGAGGCCGGAGUGUUUGCCAACCAGGAGGACCAGUGAGACCAGCCAGACCAGAUCCAGGACCGGGGAGGGGGGAGAACAUGGCGUCUCCUCUGGUUCUUUUUGUUAGUUCAGACGGAGCGUCUCUUCACUAACAGGAUUUUUCUCUGAUUUUCUUCGUCAGCUGAGAUCAAAAUGGUUUUAAACUGGAACACUCCAAAUAAAAGGCUGCCCCUGAUUGGUCCUAAAGAUGAAAGCCCUUCUCGUCAUCCAAUCAGCUGUCAGCUGCUGAGUAGAGCUGCAAACAGAGACUAUGUGCCUGAUUCAUAUAGAAAAGAAAUGAAAGCUUCAGAAAUAAAUAUUUAAAGUGAGUGAAGAAGAGUGAUGAAGGUUUCUGUUUUCAUUGAAUCACCUGACGCAGCACAACAGGACGUUUCUGAUUGUUUUCAUGAUUUUAAACCGAUGCAUCUAAAAAUAACUUGAGAAAUAAAAUCAUUUUUCAAACUGUCA
Molecule: messenger RNA, 3085 nt
Organism: Siniperca chuatsi (mandarin fish)
Lineage: Eukaryota; Metazoa; Chordata; Actinopteri; Centrarchiformes; Sinipercidae
Product: mitotic spindle positioning
Exons: 5
Coding region: 278-2635 (785 amino acids)
Source: RefSeq, a predicted model, not a curated record